Naumovozyma dairenensis CBS 421 is the source of this 2514-nucleotide messenger RNA. RefSeq names its product Ssy1p (gene SSY1). The transcript has a single exon. The record is from RefSeq and is a predicted model, not a curated record. NCBI's taxonomy places the organism in Eukaryota, Fungi, Ascomycota, Saccharomycetes, Saccharomycetales, Saccharomycetaceae. Gene Ontology annotation, cellular component: membrane. Gene Ontology annotation, molecular function: amino acid transmembrane transporter activity. Gene Ontology annotation, biological process: amino acid transmembrane transport. The coding region runs from base 1 to 2514 and encodes 837 amino acids.
AUGGAAUCGAAAAGUCCAUUAUAUGGUCUUUUUCCAGGAAGGAACAAUAUCCAGCCGAUUAAAUCAGAUAAUGAACAUUUACAUGUUUCACAAGAUGACGUGAACCACAACGAUGAAGAUCAUAUCAGCGUAGUAAAUACCAUUGACACAGCUAUAUUAAGAAGUAUUAUUGAUGAAGAAGGAUGGAAUGACAUUGACAACUCUCAUGAAGAAUUGAGGAAUCAAAGAUUUUAUGUGAGUGAUCGAUAUGAUCAAAAGAAGGCAAAUAAUGGGCAACUUUCGAAUAGUCCUAAUCUAAGAGAAGAUUUUCAAUAUUAUAAUGCGAAGGUAGAAAAAGAAUAUGAAUUAAGGAAUAAACUGGAAACAAUGCUUCGGAAAAAUAACAAUGGGAACAUUGAAGUAAUAAGUGAAGAUAUAUUGCAAGAUAACUACAUAGCCACUACUGAUACACCAGUUUCUGGGAAGCAUAGUCCCAAUUUUAACUGGAAGCUUAAUGUGAAGAACUUUUUUUCCAAAUCAUUUCACCAUCAUGAAACGAAGGGAAUGAUAAAAAUGUCUAACCAUAAAAAUGAACAAAACUCGAAUUCGUCUAUGACAAGGGUUAUAGACAAUACAAGUUAUAGGAAUAUGGCAAUUGAUGAAGGCAUAGAUAACACUACGAAAGAGGAGACACCAGCUCUUUCAAUUACUACUGAUCAUUCCAACGAAACGAGAGAACCACAUAAAAUGCUUGGCUUUGAUUUAGAGAAACUGUUUGAUAAAUCAAAAGGUGGGAAAAACCAUAUACGUAGAUCAUUGAAAGUACGACAUAUACAGAUGUUAUCUAUUGGAACCUGUUUUAGUGUAGGUUUCUUUCUAACAUCAGGUAAAGCAUUUUCAGCAGCUGGUCCAUUUGGAACUUUAGUAGGAUUUAUUUUGUCGGGAAGUAUAGUUUUGGCUACUUUGUUAUCAUUUACUGAGUUAUCUACUCUUAUUCCAGUUGCAUCUGGAUUUUCUGGCUUAGCUUCAAGGUUCGUGGAAGAUGCAUUUGGAUUUGCCUUAGGAUGGACUUAUUGGUUCUCAUGUAUGCUCGCACUCCCGGCAGAGGUAGCGUCAAGUACAUUUUAUCUUAGUUAUUACCAAAACUUAUCAAGAGGAGCCAUUGCUGGAUUUGUUACAUUGUUUUCAUUAUUCUCGAUCGUUAUAAAUUUGCUUGAUGUCAGAUUCAUGGGAGAGGUUGUUUAUAUUGUUGGUCUUAUAAAAAUUUUCAUAACGAUUAUUAUCAUUUUCGUUAUGGUGAUUUUAAAUGCUGGGCACGGGAAAGAUAUACAUGAACAAGUUGGAUUCAGAUUUUGGGAUUCAUCGAAAUCCACUGGAAAUUUAACAUAUGGAUUGUUUCGACCUACAUUUGAUUUACUAGAUGCAGGCACCGGGAGUAAAAACGGUAUAUCAGGGAGCACAGGCAGAUUUCUUGCGAUUAUUUUAGUGAUGCUUAUAUCUACUUUUGCCUUCAGUGGUGUUGAGAUGACCUUCAUGGCUAGUGGUGAAGCUAUAAACCCAAGAAAGACGAUUCCUUCAUCUAUUAAGAGAACUUUCUCAGUUGUUCUAACGGUUUAUAUGUUUGCAAUAUUUGCUGUUGGAAUAAAUAUUUAUAGUGGAGACCCACGAUUAGAAUCAUAUUUCCCUGAAAGUGCAGUCAGUCGUUAUAAAGCAGCAGUCCAUGGUAUAGGUACAGAUUGGCAAUUAAACUAUUCGUGUGAUGUUGGCCUAUAUUCAAAAGUUGAGACAGGAAGUAGACAGACUGGAUAUUCAAGUCCAUGGGUCCUGGCAUUACAAAGCUUUGGUCUUUGUACAUUUGCAGCUGGAUUUAAUGCUAUUUUAGUGUUUUUCACGUCAACUGCAGGAAUAGCUUCUCUCUUCAACUCUUCAAGAACGAUAUAUGCUAUGUCCAUACAACGAAAAGCACCAUUAAUUUUCCAAACUUGUACUAAAAGAGGGGUGCCAUAUGUUGCUGUAUUAUUUUCAGGUAUAUUCUCGAUCAUUGCCUAUUUGGCAGUCGAUGCUAAAUCUACACAAAACUUCGACAUUCUAAUUAAUAUAUCGAGCGCAAGUACCUCUAUCAUCUGGAUGGGGUUAAACGCAUCCUUUCUACGAUUCUAUUAUGCUCUAAAAUGUAGGCAAGAUAUAAUUUCAAGGAAUGAUAAAUCAUAUCCGUAUAAAUCACCUUUCCAACCGUAUUUAUCCUUCUAUGGAUUAUUUGGAUGUUUAUUUUUUGUGAUAUUUAUGGGAUUUACUAAUUUCCUUAAUAAGUUUUGGAGUACUAGAUCCUUCUUUUCCGCGUAUGGUGGGUUAAUGUUAUUUAUUGUGUUUUACUUGGGUUAUAAGAUUAUUGGGACGUCCAAGAUUGAGAGAUUAGACCAAUUAGAUAUGGAUACCGGAAGACGUGAAAUGGAUAGGAUCACUUGGAAUGAAGAUAACGAGUAUGCUGGACCUUAUAUGGCAAGCUUUAAGAAACUAGUGAGUUGGUUGUAUUAA